AUGAGGGGCAACUGGAACUCAGCGACGUGGAGGGUUCUCAAAGCAGCGUGUAAGGGAGUGGCUACAGCAGUCGAAAUGGGCAUUUAUGCCGACCUGGGCGGAUAUGUGACGGAACUCGAAGCAAUCUACAAAGAUCGCGACAUGCGAGGAUUGUACCAACACCUCAAGAGAUCAGUGGGCCUCAGCGGGAGACAAGCGGGGGGACAGCAGUUCGUCGCGGAUGAGAACGGCGUGUUGCUCCGGAACAGGGACGACAUCCUCCAGCGGUGGGCGAGAUUCUUCAGCACCCUUCUCCGCACCGAAUUCCCCACCCUGAACCCAGACAUCAUCGAACGAGUGACGCAGCGACCAGCGACACGUGACACUCAACGGUUGGGAGAUGUGCCAGAACUCGAGGAGGUGGCACGGGCAACGAAAGGCCUCAAGAACUGGAAGGCACCCGGCCAUGACUCCCUCCCUGCCGAGUUGCUCAAGAUCGAUGACGACGAACCCUUCGUCCUGGGACACCUCCAUACCAUCCUCGUCAAGGUGUGGAACGGAGGAGAUGUUCCGCGAGAGUGGAAGGAUGCAACCAUCAAGGUGCUGUACAAGAAGGGUGACCGGUCCAACUGUAACAACUACAGGGGGAUUUCGCUACUAUCUCACGUAGGCAAGGUCCCCAUCAAGAUCAUCACCAACUGUCUAACCGCCUUCUGCGAAGCCAACAACAUCCUCCCGGAGGAACAGGGCGGAUUUCGACCCGGGCGAUCCACCGUCGACAUGCUGUUCGUCGUGCGCCGCCUCCAGGAGCUGGGGCGGAGAAAGAAAAUACCGCUCUACAUGUGCUUCGUCGACUUGAACAAGGCGUAUGAUUCGGUGGACCGAGAGAUGCUAUGGAAGGUGCUGGCCAGGGCCGGGAUUCCCGCGAAGCUGAUCGAAGUCAUCCGCCAAUUCCACGAUGGAAUGCGGGCCCGGGUGCGCAUGGACGACGGAAAACUAUCGAACUGCUUCUUCGUUACACAGGGCGUGCGACAAGGGUGUGUGCUAUCCCCACUGCUGUUCAACAUCAUCUUCGCGGAGGUCCUCGAGGUCGUUGUCAUCCGAUUCAGCGAGGAUGAUGU
This is a messenger RNA of Ectocarpus sp. CCAP 1310/34, 1100 nucleotides long. Lineage: Eukaryota; Phaeophyceae; Ectocarpales; Ectocarpaceae. The record is from the annotation of a GenBank genome assembly.